This is a messenger RNA of Chenopodium quinoa (quinoa), 921 nucleotides long. RefSeq lists its product as uncharacterized. The record is from RefSeq and is a predicted model, not a curated record. NCBI's taxonomy places the organism in Eukaryota, Viridiplantae, Streptophyta, Magnoliopsida, Caryophyllales, Amaranthaceae. The transcript has a single exon. The coding region runs from base 1 to 921 and encodes 306 amino acids.
AUGGAAAAACCACCCCAACUUCUCAUACAAGAACACCCAAGCACAGCAAAAUCCACCACCACCUCACCCAACAACUACAACCAACCACCACCUGGCUUCCAACAAAGACCACCAAUGAACCAACAACCAGUGCAACCACAACCCCAAAAAUCCAGCCUUGAGGUAAUGAUGGAGAGCUUUAUAACCGCAACAAAUAGUGCCAUCCAACACCAAAGUAGCUCCAUCCAACAGUUGCAAGCCCAGAGUAAACUCAUGGAAAACCAAAUAAGCCAACUUGCCAAUCAAGUUAGCCAAUCUUUAAAGACUCCAAGGACUUUUUUGGGCCAGACAGAACAACCUCAAAAAGGCCACAUGAAUGUUGUUACUUUGAGGAGUGGAAAGCAAUUGGAAGAUCCUCCUACCAAGGAGCCAUCACAGGAGGUCGUUGAAGAAGUAGGUGCAAGUGAGAAAGAAAUUGACAAUGCUAAGGUCGAGGAUGAAUCAAAGGAAGCAACUCCAAAGCCACUUGCCCCGUAUGUGCCUAAAGUUCCUUUUCCUCAAAGAUUAGCCCAAGCUAAACUGGAGAAAAAGUUCAGUAAGUUUCUUGAUAUUCUUAAAAAGCUUCAUAUAAAUAUUCCAUUUUUAGAUGUCAUAUCUGAGAUGCCUUCCUAUGCAAAAUUUUUAAAAGAUAUGCUAUCUAACAAGAAAAAGUUAGAAGAGAAUACUACAGUUGCUUUGAAUGCAGAGUGCAGUGCUAUUUUGCAGAACACUCUCCCUAAGAAAUUAGGAGAUCCAGGUAGCUAUUCGAUUCCAGUGAAGCUUGGGGAUAUCAAAAUUAACAGGGCAUUGUGCGAUCUUGGUGCAAGUGUGAACCUCAUUCCACUGUCCACAUGCAAGAAGCUGCAAAUGGGUGAACUCAAACCCACACGCAUAUCUCUGUAA